UCCUUUUCCAAGGCCGUAAUUCCGCCGCCACUGUUAAUAAUAAUUAAAAAUCAGUAUCGCCGCGUUCUUUAACAGUUUAGUCAUUGAGUGUAUUUUAUGUAACAGUCCUAAUAACACUCACUCAUUCACUCAGUGACUUUGCGACUUCUUUUCUCAACGUGUUAAGUAUCCAAAAUGAAGUUGUAUUUUACUUCAUUCACAUUAUUGAUAUCAGUGAUGUUCUUAGUGUUUGCAAACAAUUUAGUAUCAGGUGAUAUUUCAAGUAUUAUUGGAUGUAAUCGCCCCAAUGAACAUUACGCCUGUGGUAGCGCUUGUCAGACAGAAUGUGUAACCUUAGGUCAAAUCUGUCCUAUUGUUAACAUCAAAUGUAACGACGCCUGUUACUGCAAUGAAGGUUACGCUAGGGACAAAAAUGGAGACUGUAUACCUGUUUCAGAGUGUAAAAAAUAAAACACAAAAAAUCGUUUUAAUUAUUAAACAAUAUAUCUACA
Messenger RNA from Tribolium madens (black flour beetle), 491 nucleotides. Its product is annotated as inducible metalloproteinase inhibitor protein. The transcript is spliced from 2 exons. Lineage: Eukaryota; Metazoa; Arthropoda; Insecta; Coleoptera; Tenebrionidae. Bases 175 to 450 code for a protein of 91 amino acids. The record is from RefSeq and is a predicted model, not a curated record.